Molecule: messenger RNA, 9747 nt
Organism: Vespa crabro (European hornet)
Lineage: Eukaryota; Metazoa; Arthropoda; Insecta; Hymenoptera; Vespidae
Exons: 19
Coding region: 358-5127 (1589 amino acids)
Biological process (GO): chemical synaptic transmission
Cellular component (GO): cytoplasm; plasma membrane; dendritic spine
Molecular function (GO): protein binding
Source: RefSeq, a predicted model, not a curated record
GAGUAGGAGUGUAAAGAGAGAGAGAGAGAGAGAGAGAGAGAGAAAGAGAGUGUGGGAACGAGCGAGAGUGAGAAAGAGAAAGGGAUAGGUCUCUCGGGUAGAAAUUUCGUCGACCGAGAAAGCCCGAGUGAAAAGGGGGUGGCGCGCGUUGGCUAGCAAGGGCGCCAUCUAUUCGUUCAGUACCCGGCCACCCUCGAAACACCCGUCGUGCAUAAACCGCGCUCGUACUUUCCCGUAUAAUUGCGGCGUUUCAGUGGCAGCCGAUCGAGCCAGUGCACCCGUGCCUUAAUAAAGUGACCAGUGUAUGCCUUUGGGGGGAAGGAGAUAGAUAAAGCUUCUUUGAAGGUGGGCCAACGUAUGAAGUACUCGCUUUCGUGCUCGCCGCAAAUGAAACGUGUGCGAGAAGAGAAUGGACAUACUCCUAAGGGACAUGAACGUUACGUGGCGAUGACAAGCCUGAUCUUGGAGAACGCGGACUUAAACCGACUUUUUCCAAAAUGCCGGCCUAGGGGCGGCCCACCCCCGCCCCCGGGGGGCUCCACGCAGAAUAGUCAGCCGCAUGACAACAACCCUUGCCAAACGGAGCCCGCCUCUGUUACCACCAUCACCACGUCCUCCACCGUCACGAUUGCCGUUUCUGCUAACGAAACCACCCCUCCUACAAAUCUUGUUUCUGUCAUAUCUGACGACAUGAUCGACCUUGAACGCGACACCUCCGACAGGUAUAGGAAACGAGCGAAUGGCAGAAAAAAAUCAGCUUCGCUGUCCCGUAGGACGGCGAGCGUGGUGGCCGGUUAUGGUGCCGAGGGCCAACUACCAAUCGGUACGUCUACGAAGAAGCCAUUAUCCUCGAGCUCGUCUUCGGCAUCGGGACGAAGCGAGGAUGCACCUCAAUAUGGGAGCCUGGCGGGUAGCGAUCAUCAGACGCAAUCGCAACAAGAGGACAGCGGACCCGAGGAAAGUCCCGUUUAUAUUUUGACCUCCGCUAAGGGAGAUCGCAGCUACAAAUUACGAAACUCCAGAAUCAUAGAAAUUGCUGGUGGUCGAGAAGUUUUCUCUCAAAGCCGAGGAAAAGUAGCAGCAAGGAAAUCUCGCUUUAACGCUGCAUCGAAUUCAUUAAAUAACGAGGAUACUCAAGCAGACAACAAAUUAUCCAUUAAGAAAAAUAAUAAGUCUCCGAGCACACAAACUAUUUGGGAAUUACGAAGCCGAUGUGGUGAAACAAGGAAACAACGUACGAACCGAGAGGUUACAGAAACUGUAUUCUCAUCUGAGGUGCACUCAGUACGACGUAAUCCUACUAAGUCUAUCCUUGAUUACGAUUCUCCUAAAAGUAAUCGUAGCAAUUGUAUUAUUAAUUAUGAUUCGAUUUUAAAUAGCAAUAAUGUAGAAUACAGUGUACCUAAAAGUAUUACUGAUCUGGAUUAUGGAUUACCAAAGAACUGUGUAGAUUAUCAAUCAAACCACACUACACCAGCAAGAAGUAUGGCUAUUGUUAGUGAUGGUGAAGUGGUGGUGUUCGAUGAUAUAGAUGAUAAUUGGCAAGGUCUGCGUUUGGAUUUAGCAUCAAAUAAUACGACUCAAGUUACUACAACAAAUAUAGAUUUGGAAACAGAAGAUCAACAGAGAGGUCGUAUUCCUCCUGAACCACCAAGUUCUAGCGUUGGUAGUACACCAAGUCCUACAACAGCAUAUCACCAUAAUACAUCUGAAUUCUUUAAGGUCGUAACAACAGCAAGUGAUUGUGAAAUAGAUUCACCUUCGCCAGAGCGUAAUCAUAAAGUAGCAAGAGUAAUAGGAGAACUACCAAUCGCACAGUAUUCAGGAAGUCCAAGACGUUAUGGCGUUCGUGAAAAUCCACAACUUCCUAGUUUGUUGUCAUCACCCUCUGUAUACAUGACACCAAGACCUGGCUUUCCACAAAGAGUAUUACCAACAACACCCAAUCAUAAAGAGAAGGAGGAUACCUCUGCUGAAAUUAUUGUAGAAAAACCUGUGAUAGAAACAACCAUAGCUCACACGGAAGAUCAAUCGAUAAAUGUUUCACCAUCGUCUCCUAAAAUUGAGGAUGAGGAAGAAGAUUCAUUGAAACCACCAGCUUUACCUACUGACAAUAUAAGUAGUCUUGUAUCACCAGGUGGUAGUACUUUUGAUUACUUAUAUGAAUUUUCUGAAACUCGAAAAGUAUUAGAAGAAUUUUUCAAAUGUCCACCUCCAUCCAAAGAGAAAGAAAAUAGCAUUGAAUCGUUUCCAUUCCAAGACUUGGAUUAUGAACUGCGAAGACAAGGAGGAAGUGCAUAUGUAGGUCAGCGUUUAGCUAGUGGUCCACCCCCAACUGAGGAGGUUAUGGUACACGAAUCACCAAAAAAGCAGAGACCUGAUUUUCCUCAAAACACUGGCGAACAUGAAAACAAUUUUUUGGAUCUCUCAGUAGGCACUGGAAGCAGUGAAGACCUUGGAGAGACAGAAGUUGGCUUACAGGUUGGCCACUCACGUAAUUUUACUUUAAGUCCUGAAACAACUGACUGCGACAGCAAUUGCGGAGAUUUAGAUAGCGAAGUUUCUCUAAUGAUGAUGGAUAAUGAAUUAAUGCCGGCCAGUGGUUUACUUGGUUCAGUUGGAGAUUUAGGAAAUAAUUCGGAUUCUCUUAGAAUCUAUACGAGUAUGCCUGUAUUGGAAGACGGUUUAUCAAGUGGACAUGCCAGUGACACAGAUAAUAAUAAUCCAACGGUAAUGCUUAUGAAACGGCAAAUAAAUGAAAUAGAGAAAGAAAUCAUUCAAAGGACGCGCAAUGACAUGUUAGGAACUGAAAAUGAAUCUGGCAAAGAUGUGAGUUUAAAUGUCACAAAGGAUAUUUUACAUACGUUGAAAACAUCGUCACCUGAUUUAUUUAUUGCGAAAAAGGAAAACUCAUAUGAGACCAAUGAGUUACAACUUGAUGGAUUAGAUCCUUUGGGUACACCUCCACCACCGGCACCUCAAGGUAGACAAAGUGUCAAUUUGGAAAUAGGUGGUGAGGUAGAAGCAGCUAUUAAAGAUAUUAGAAUGGCAUUACAAAGAACUAAAACACUUCCUGUUAAAUCGCCAUCUGAAGAACCACCAGAACCAAGUGUUAGUCCUAUUUGGAUACCAAGUAUAUUGGAUUCCAGGCGGAGAAUAUGUAUGGAAAGUAAUAGCGAGGAUUCGGAAGCUCGACGAGCAGGUGAUGAAGCGGACGUAGAAAUUGAAGAAGGUCCAGACGAAGAAGAAGCAGAUACUGAUCUUGAGACUGAUCGAUUAUUAGGACAACAAAGAACUGAUGAUCAAGGAUUUUAUGAUGAUAAAGGGUGGCGGAAGCCUAAGACUAGGACAAUGUUACCACCAAUGAGUGCAAAAAUCGCAACUCCUAAGCAAACCCCUCCUAAAACCUUAAGUGUUACUCCUAUAGAAACGCUAGCACCGUCCGAACCUUUGCCAUCUACGUCUACUUCCAUUUCUCCACCUCCUGUAGUAUCUGUUAUUCAAUCAUCACCUUCUGAACGCGAAGUAACUACCCCUACGCAACCUGCAACAAGUCCGCCGAAGACCCCAGUCAAAAAUUCUCCCUCGUCUCCCCAGAGUCUGAAGGAAUCCAGCAACAAGGUGAAAAAGGAUAAAGAAGGAAAGAAGAAAAGUCGAAAUAAAGAAGCAUUAUUGGACGAUCCUUCAGUGUUGAUCGAAGGUGUAUUAUUCAGAGCAAGAUACUUAGGAUCUACACAAUUAGUAUGCGAGGGUCAACCAACAAAAUCAACUAGAAUGUGUCAAGCAGAAGAAGCUGUUUCUCGAAUAAAGGAUGGGCCAGUGCCAAUGCAGGCUACGCUCUUAAACUAUGGGGGGCAGCAUGGUUACGGCCGCUGCAGCAUUACUUCACAAGGAAGCCUAGAGGAAGACGAAUGUGACUCAAGCGAAGAACUUAUAGGGAGUGCUUCUGGUGGGGGCCAGUCCGAGACACACACAAUAGCCGCCCAACCAAAACUGGCCCCGAUCAGUGGCUCCUUGGGCCCCACAACCGUUUUCAGACUACAAUUUCUUGGGUCGGUGGAGGUGGAAGAGGAAGGGGGACGUAAACGGCGUAAGCGCCUUAAGAAUCACAUGGUGGAAGAGGCUGUGACUAAAAUAAAGGCAUUGGCACCAGAUGGAGAAACUCAACCCAGUACCGAAGUCGACCUAUUUAUUUCAACAGAAAAAAUUAUGGUCCUUAACACUGAUUUGAAAGAAAUUAUGAUGGACCAUGCUUUACGAACAAUCUCGUACAUAGCAGAUAUCGGUGACUUGGUCGUUCUCAUGGCCCGAAGACGAUUCGUACCGCAUGAGAUGGAAGAAGCCCCCAAGAUAAACAGGACUCCUAAAAUGAUCUGUCACGUUUUUGAAAGUGAAGAAGCUCAGUUUAUUGCACAAAGUAUCGGACAAGCAUUUCAAGUAGCUUACAUGGAGUUCCUAAAAGCAAAUGGAAUAGAAGAUCAUAGUUUUGUUAAAGAAAUGGAUUAUCAAGAAGUACUUAAUUCGCAGGAGAUAUUUGGCGAUGAGUUGCAAAUGUUCGCAAAAAAGGAAAUGCAGAAAGAGGUGGUUGUACCAAAAGCAAAAGGUGAAAUUCUUGGUGUAGUAAUAGUUGAAUCUGGAUGGGGCUCUAUGCUGCCAACUGUAGUUAUAGCUAAUCUAGCACCAGCUGGUGCUGCUGCUCGUUGUGGGCAAUUGAAUAUUGGUGAUCAAAUAAUAGCAAUUAAUGGCGUGUCGUUAGUUGGCUUACCUCUAUCAACAUGUCAGACAUAUAUAAAGAACUCAAAAAAUCAAACGGUCGUAAAGUUAACUGUCGUACCAUGUGCACCCGUUGUUGAAGUGAAAAUCAAGAGACCUGAUACGAAGUAUCAGUUAGGAUUUAGUGUACAGAAUGGGGUGAUAUGCAGUUUGUUAAGAGGUGGUAUCGCAGAAAGAGGGGGAGUAAGAGUAGGUCAUAGAAUAAUCGAAAUUAACAAUCAGAGUGUUGUUGCUGUACCACAUGAAAAGAUCGUUAAUCUUCUUGCCACCUCUGUCGGUGAAAUCCUGAUGAAGACAAUGCCCACUUCGAUGUUUAGGCUGUUAACUGGCCAGGAAUCUCCAGUGUACAUAUAAACGUUCAGUUGCCUGGCUGAUGCGUAGUGAACAGACAAUACAUCCGCCAUCCACUACCACACUAUUUACCACUUUAUUGUACAGAUUAUUUCACGCAAAUUGCUUUGUGUUACAAUUCCAAUGGAGCAGUUCAUACAUCACCAGCGCUCCUGCUUAGUAAACCAAGACUACCUAGGUAGGUUACUGAAACAUUAUUGAAUAUUUACCCGAGCAUAAUUUAUAUAAUUAUUGUGAUUACCUUAAAUAUACAUAAUAUAUAUAUAAAUAUACACCUUAAUUAAAUUAAUGAGAUUUUCUAUGGCAAGUCCUUUGAAAUGCCUUUGAAAAAUUCACUCUUGAAAAAUUGCAUUCCCAUGAAGGAGAAUAGUUGGUCCUAGUGUCUAAAGCUUCAAGCAAGAGUUGCAACUACUCAGACGAAUAUGAUGCAAUAAUUCUUGAGCAAAAGGAAUAAUAAUAAUAAUAAUAAUAAUAAUAAUAAUAAUAAUAAUAAUAAUAAUAAUAAUAAUAAUAAUAAUAUUAAUAUUAAUAAUAAUAAUAAUAAUAAUAAUAAUAAUAAUAAUAAUAAUAAUAAUAAUAAUAAUAAUAUAUACUUCUCUUGCUUUUCAUAUCCAUCAUUUUCUCUUUCCACAUAAAAGCAAUCUUGUAUAAUGUACAAAAAGGAAAGACAAAAAAAUUACUAACGAGAUACAUCCUUUAGUCAUAUGUAAACCGAUUUUAAGAUUAACAUUAAAUCUACAGUGCAUGUGCAUCUGUAUAGUGACAAUGCUAAAGCAUCCAGGCUAAUCCAAAUCAUUGUAAUUGAUAUAAAUGUAUAUGCUUUAUUUUAUGUAAAAAAAAAAGAGGAAAAAAUGAUACUAAUCUCUAAUAUCAAUUGCCAUAGAGGAUCACAUUAUUUGCGCCAAGAAAGACGCUAGGCGAUGCAGAUGAUGCAGUGCACAUGAUUAUAAAUAGCACAAAGCUCUUUAUUGAUAUUUAGAGCAGGGCUGAACUGUAUAAUAUAUUAUAGCUAAUGACGUAGUAAUAUUUAUAAAACAUGUUGUCUCUUCUCAUCUUUUGGAGACUCAACUUAAAUCAUUCAUUUAAUCUUUUUUAUCCUUGAGCUCGUCAAUGCUUGAGACACAUUGCCCAAGUUUAUUAAUUUGUACUAAACUACAAUUUGUCUAUUAUAGAAUUUUCAAUGCAUAAGUCUCGUGAUAUAUACAUAUAUGUUUAUAUAUGCAUAUGAAUAUAUGCAUAUAUAUCAUGUAUGUCUCUCGUCAUAGUUAUAUAUAUAUAUAUAUAUAUAUAUAUAUAUAUAUAUAUAUAACUAUAUGUCGUACAUAUAUAUGUCAUAGUAAUUAUAUAGAAGAGUCAGCAAAACAUAAUAAAAAAGGAGUUCCCUGAAGUACUUUUCAUUCCUAAAUUUUUUUUUCUUUUUCUUUUUUCUUUUUAAGCUGCUCUGCUUUAUUACCUCUUUCUAUAUUAUUGGAUGGUGACAUUUGUAUAGGAUAUGCGUACAUAUAUAUGCAGAUAUCAACAGGGCUAUUAUAUGUAAUUCUAUUGUAACAAAUUGAAUAUAUAUGAUAAUGGUAAAGCAUGAAUAUGAAAAAUGUAUGUACAAAAAAGUACAAGUAAAAAAAUCUUAUAUUCGCAUAUAGCCCAGAAGAACAGACACGAAAUGCAUGUCGCACAAGUUAUAUACGAUGGCUGAUGAUUUGAUUGGAAUAUUAUACAAAAUGAUUAUAUAAAUAACGUUUGCAUUUUGAUGAGAUUAUUUUAUGGAUAAAGAAUUGUAUUUAGCAAAUGUAUAUUUAUUAGAAUAAUCCGAUUUAUCAUUUUCCUUGAUUUCUGCAGAUAUGUAUAAAAAAAGAAAAAAAAAAAAAAAAAAAAAGAAAUUAAGGGUUGGCCAUAAAAAAUAUUAUUAUAUACAUACAUGACUUAAACAACUAAUUGCGUACAAUAUUUAUAUACUAUGACAAUGUAAAAACUGCUAAGCUGACAGAUUUCAAUAAGGCUUGUGUAAGCCUUUUAUUUUAGUCAGCAUCCAAUGAAUUGGUUAUUCAGAAGAAUUCCUAAAUAUUAUAGCGUUGCCAUAUUUGUGAUCAUAUUAUGAGAGAUACAAUUUAUUUUACUGAAACUUAUAAAUCUUCACACAUUCUCACCUAAGGCAAAAUUUCCUCUAGAAUAUUCUUAUUGGAGUCUUUAGUGGCUGGUUGUGCGCACUUAGUGUAACUUUAAAAUGCAUUGGUAUGCAAUGUAUAAUCCAUUACACUUGAGUCACUGUAGCACUGUGUAUUAUAAAAUUGUUCUAAAAUAUACAGACUGAUGCAAUCUAUGCUAUAAAAAAAAAAAUAUAGGAUAAAUUAUCCAUUCCACAUAUAUGUAAGCUAAAUAAAUUAUACCAUCAAUGAAAUGGUACCUCUCUUCUAUAUAAGUACUGUGUAUUAUAAUAAUCUAAGUUGUAUCUAUUUUUGCUGAAAAUUUCUCACCUUUAAACUAUUCUGCUUAGAAUAUCAAGAAAUAUAUGCAGUGGUGCAAAUUUUAGAAUUCCUGGUGUUUGAUAAAAUUUCAAUGCCAAAGUACAUUAAGUAAUCAGCAUUUUAAAAUUGAAUUUUGUGUGCAUGUGAUUUGAACUGCAAAUAAUCAUUUCGAUAGACGAUUAUGGAAUAUAUUUAUAAAAUUCUAUUCUCUAUAAUUUUAUAUAUAAAAUCUUCAAAUUUAAAGAAUACGUUAAAAUUAUCUCAUUGCUUUUUUGGCAUUCUCAUAAAUUAAUAAAUAAUAACAUUCCAUAUUUUUGUUUGAAACAAAGUUGUUGAUUAAAUUAUUAAAGUAAAUAGCUAAUCCACUAUUACCCAACAUUUCUUACGUAAAAAUUCUCUUCGAAAGAUAAAGAGAGAAUAUAAUAAAGAUAAUAAAGUCGAAGGAAGAGUCGAGGACAACACUUUAGUAUUGUCAAUGCAUUAGUCAGAUUUAAAAUUGCAUUAGAGUAAUUUGGGGAGAAUGAUUACGUUAGAAAUGUUUAUUGAAAUAUAUAUAAAACUAAAAUAAAUGAAUAAAUAAAGAACGAAAGACAUACGUAAAUAUACAUGUAAAUGCAUAGGUUACAACAUAAGUCAUAGGAAAAAAAGAAAAGAUAAUUGACUAAAAAAGAAUAUAUAAACUGUACAAAAUAAAUGUUUUGUUGUUGUUUAAAUUUAUGAGUUGUAAGAAAAAAAAAUAAUAUAUAUCAUCAAUUUUGUUUACAUGGACAGAGGAAGAACUAUCAGGUACAAGUUCAUAUACAUAUUUUUUAAAUGAGAAUGUAAAAACUCAUGUGGAUAAACUUUUCUUUAUACUUUAAAUUAAUUUUCCAAUGAAAACAAAAUACCCCUUCCUCCACAUAUAUAUACACACGCAUAUAUAUAUAUAUAUAGACUAUGAAUAAUGUUCUGACCUAUGUACAAUAAUUCUAUUAAUUGAAAAAAUAUAUAGAAAGCAUAUUAUAAAUUGCAUAUCACGAAGAAAUCUAUAUCAUUAGAAACUACACACAUUCAUUCUUUAUGAAUAAAUCAUAUUUAAAAUAUGUGCAAAAAGUAUUAUACUUUGCAGAAAUAUCCAGAUUUUUGGAUUUAUCGUGUCAGUGUAUACCAAUUAAAAAGGCAAUGAAUUUUGGCAUAGAAAUUUUUAUCCAUAUAUUUGAUGAGCAACAGAGCGGUACGAAUAUGAUAUAUGGGAUCAAACAAGAUGUUAUUAGAUUGGGUGGCUAAAACUUAUCUAGUCAUUAUGCUAAAAAUGUAUGAAAUUAAUACUCAGCCAUUGCAAGCCACCCCUGACUGAAUGUGUCUAGCCACAUUUUAAAUAACACAUCUGCAACUAACUUUAACUGUCCAUCUGAUCUUGCAUGGUCAUCUCUUUUGUCUAUUACUAUUAAAAUAUAGUAUUACAUAGGUUAUUGUUAAAAGUAUGUAUUAAGUGUCUUAUCUCCGUGUAUCGUUUAUACAUAUAUAUAUUAUUUUUGUUUUAUAUUUCUAAUUUAAGUAGUUCGAAUUAUUUUAUGUUCUAACAAUAUAUGGCUUGUUAUGGUCACAAUAAAGAGUAAUAAGAUAUAUUUGCAAGAAUAUAAAUCUACAAAAAUAAAUCAAUUAAUGGAUAUUGAAUAAUAUAUUUGAAAUUAAUUCAGGAAUCUUUCUGAAUAUAUAAAUUAAUGGAAACAAAGUAUCUUUUGCUAGAUAAAUAUAACUGUUAACGCGAUAAGUGUAAUGCCAUAGUAAGCCAAAGAUUACUUCCAGAUUUUUGUAAAAUAUUAUGUUUAUAUUUUUCAACAACGUGACAAUGAUAUGAUUGUGCAAUGUCAGUUAUGAGGAAUAGAUUCAAAAUUGCAGGGAGAAUCGUUACCGAAAAAUAUUCGAAAUAAAACCGUUCGUAAGAGAAAUGAAAAUAAUUAUAUCUUAUACAUUCAUAGAGCUUGCGCUGUAGCUUUCACUAGUCAUGAGAGACACACUACAAAUUAUCAUGACUAAUCUCUCUCUAUCAAUGUGUGUGUUUGCGAGUGUAUAAUAAGUUAAAAUUAUAAGUGAGCUAUAUUGAAUGUGUAUAUGGUAAUUACUAUACUAGUCCGUAUUAAGGUAACAAUAAAAUGUAAUUUUGAAUUCAAAUUCAAAA